This is a messenger RNA of Kogia breviceps (pygmy sperm whale), 3402 nucleotides long. RefSeq names its product importin 9 (gene IPO9). Gene Ontology annotation, molecular function: small GTPase binding. The record is from RefSeq and is a predicted model, not a curated record. NCBI's taxonomy places the organism in Eukaryota, Metazoa, Chordata, Mammalia, Artiodactyla, Physeteridae. Gene Ontology annotation, biological process: protein import into nucleus. Gene Ontology annotation, cellular component: nuclear envelope; cytosol.
CGGGGCUGGCGCGCGGCGCGGAGCAAGAUGGCGGCGGCGGCGGCAGCUGGUGCGGGCUCCGGGCUGCCGGGGCCGGUGGCCCAAGGGCUGAAGGAGGCGUUGGUGGACACGCUCACCGGGAUCCUGUCCCCGGUGCAGGAGGUGCGGGCGGCCGCCGAGGAGCAGAUUAAGGUGCUGGAGGUGACGGAGGAAUUCGGUGUUCACCUGGCCGAGCUGACCGUAGACCCCCAGGGGGCGUUGGCCAUCCGUCAGCUGGCGUCGGUCAUCCUGAAGCAGUACGUGGAGACUCACUGGUGUGCCCAGUCGGAGAGGUUCAGGCCUCCUGAGACCACAGAAAGGGCCAAAAUCGUCAUCCGGGAGCUACUGCCCAAUGGUUUACGAGAGUCGAUCAGCAAGGUGCGCUCCAGCGUGGCGUACGCGGUGUCGGCCGUCGCGCACUGGGACUGGCCCGAAGCCUGGCCCCAGCUCUUCAGCGUGCUCAUGGGGAUGCUGGUGAGCGGGGACCUAAACGCAGUCCACGGCGCCAUGCGCGUGCUCACAGAAUUCACUCGAGAAGUCACAGACACCCAGAUGCCGCUGGUUGCUCCUGUCAUCCUCCCAGAGAUGUACAAGAUCUUCACCAUGGCCGAGGUGUAUGGUAUUCGAACCCGUUCCCGAGCCGUGGAGAUUUUUACCACUUGUGCCCAUAUGAUCUGUAACAUGGAGGAGCUGGAGAAGGGUGCGGCCAAAGUCCUCAUCUUUCCUGUGGUGCAGCAGUUCACAGAGGCCUUCGUCCAGGCCCUCCAGAUACCAGACGGCCCCACGUCUGACAGCGGGUUUAAGAUGGAGGUCCUGAAGGCAGUGACAGCCCUGGUGAAGAACUUCCCAAAGCACAUGGUGUCCUCCAUGCAGCAAAUUCUUCCGAUCGUUUGGAGCACCCUGACUGAAAGUGCGGCUUUUUAUGUGAGGACAGAAGUAAAUUACACAGAGGAAGUAGAAGAUCCUGUGGAUUCUGAUGGCGAAGUCCUGGGCUUUGAAAAUCUCGUCUUUAGCAUUUUUGAAUUUGUCCAUGCUCUCCUGGAAAAUAGCAAAUUCAAAAGCACUGUCAAGAAGGCCUUACCUGAGUUGAUUUACUAUCUCAUCCUAUACAUGCAGAUCACCGAGGAGCAGAUUAAAGUGUGGACGGCCAACCCCCAGCAGUUUGUGGAAGAUGAAGAUGAUGAUACUUUCUCCUAUACCGUUAGGAUCGCAGCCCAAGACUUGUUGCUGGCUGUGGCCACUGAUUUCCAGAAUGAGAGCGCAGCAGCCCUGGCCGCCGCAGCAACUCGGCAUUUACAGGAAGCUGAGCACACCAAGAAUGGCGGCACCGGACAUUGGUGGAAGGUCCACGAGGCGUGCAUGUUGGCCCUCGGCUCGGUGAAGUCCAUCAUCACGGACAGCGUGAAGAAUGGCAGGAUCCCCUUCGACAUGCAUGGCUUCCUGACCGGCGUUGUCCUUGCAGACCUCAGCCUCUCCGUGUCUCCUUUCCUCUCGGGCCGGGCCCUUUGGGCUGCCAGCCGGUUCACUGUUGCUAUGUCCCCUGAAUUGAUCCAGCAGUUUCUUCAGGCAACAGUUAGUGGUCUUCAUGAGACACAACCCCCGUCAGUUCGAAUUUCUGCAGUGAGAGCCAUCUGGGGUUACUGUGACCAGCUGAAAGUCUCAGAGAGCACCCACGUGCUUCAGCCCUUCCUCCCCAGCAUCCUGGAUGGCUUAAUUCACCUGGCGGCUCAGUUCAGCUCGGAGGUCCUCAACCUGGUGAUGGAGACCCUGUGCAUCGUUUGUACGGUAGACCCAGAGUUCACAGCAAGCAUGGAGAGCAAAAUCUGCCCCUUCACCAUCGCCAUCUUCCUGAAGUACAGUAACGACCCCGUGGUCGCCUCGCUGGCCCAGGACGUGUUCAAGGAGCUGUCCCAGAUUGAAGCCUGCCAGGGCCCCACGCAGAUGAGGCUGGUUCCCACCCUGGUCGGCAUCAUGCAGGCGCCAGCGGACAAGAUCCCUGCGGGGCUCUGCGCGACGGCCAUCGACAUCCUCACCACGGUCGUGCGGGGCACGAAGCCCCCCCUCUCGCAGCUGCUUAUCUGCCAGGCCUUCCCCGCCGUGGCCCAGUGCACCCUGCACACGGACGACAACGCCACCAUGCAGAAUGGCGGCGAGUGCCUGCGGGCCUACGUGUCGGUGGCGCUGGAGCAGGUGGCCCAGUGGCGCGACGAGCAGGGCCACAACGGGCUGUGGUACGUGAUGCAAGUGGUGAGCCAGCUCCUGGACCCCCGCACCUCCGAGUUCACGGCCGCCUUCGUGGGCCGCCUCGUGUCCACCCUCAUCUCCAAGGCGGGGCGGGAGCUGGGGGAGAACCUGGACCAGAUUCUGCGCGCCAUCCUCAGCAAGAUGCAGCAGGCGGAGACGCUCAGCGUCAUGCAGUCCCUGAUCAUGGUGUUCGCCCACCUGGUGCACACCCAGCUGGAGCCCCUCCUGGAGUUCCUGUGCAGCCUCCCGGGGCCCACCGGCAAGCCUGCCCUGGAGUUCGUGAUGGCCGAGUGGACCAGCCGGCAGCACCUCUUCUACGGGCAGUACGAGGGCAAAGUCAGCUCGGUGGCGCUGUGUAAGCUGCUCCAGCACGGCAUCAACGCGGAUGACAAGCGGCUGCAGGACAUCCGCGUGAAGGGGGAGGAGAUCUACGGCCUGGACGAGGGCACCCGCACCCGCUCCAAGGCGGCCAAGAACCCUGAGCGCUGGACAAACAUUCCCCUGCUGGUCAAGAUCCUGAAGCUGAUCAUCAAUGAGCUGUCCAGCGUCAUGGAGGCCAACGCCGCCCGCCAGGCCGCCCCUGCAGAGUGGAGCCAAGACGACUCCAGCGACAUGUGGGAGGACCAGGAGGAGGAGGACGACGACGAGGAGGACGGCCUGGCGGGCCAGCUCUUGUCCGACAUUCUCGCCACGAGCAAAUACGAGGAGGAUUACUACGAGGACGACGAGGAGGACGACCCAGAUGCCCUGAAGGACCCUCUCUAUCAGGUCGAUCUGCAGGCGUACCUCACGGACUUCCUCUGCCAGUUUGCUCAGCAGCCCUGCUACGUGGUGUUCUCAGGCCACCUCAGCGACCACGAGAGGCGGGUUCUGCAGACCAUUGGCAUCUGAAGCGGUCCUCCUCCCGCCCCGCGGCACACCGGCCUGCAGCCCGCACCGGCCCUGAGGUGCACUUGCUUCUCAGCCUAGAGCGGCCUCUGCAGAGCGACACUGACAGUACAGACCAGGCUCACCGGUGCCAUCACCUAGGAACGCUGGAACAAAGGACCUCUCCCAAAGUACCCUGAAGAAGCCCGUCUCCGGGACCUCUUUGUCCCCAGCUGUGCCCACCUCUGCUCCUAGAGUCCUCCGCUGGCCAGG